CUUGUAAUUAUCUCGAGCUUUCACUCUCUUUCCAUCUCCCACCGUAGAAAAUUAGAAAUUAAAAUUAACAAAAAACUUUAUAUAACUUUUUUUUCCUUUUUCUUCUCAAAUAUAUAGCUCACACUAAUACAUUAUCAUAUACAAGUUAAGAUUUCACAAAAGAGCCAAGAAGAAGAACUAUGAGGAAGCGUCAAGUGGUGUUAAGGAGAGCAUCGCCGGAGGAGCCUUCUAGAAUCUCCUCGACGGCUUCCUCUCGGAUGUUGAGAGGUGUGAGAUACGGCGAGUGUCAGAAGAACCACGCCGCAGCAGUUGGAGGCUACGCCGUUGACGGCUGCCGGGAGUUCAUGGCAAGCAACGGAGAGGAAGGUACGGUGUCAGCGCUAACUUGCGCCGCCUGUGGCUGCCACCGCAGUUUCCACCGGAGAGAAACCGAGGUUGUUUGCGACUGUGAGUCACCUCCCUCGAGUGGGAAUUAGACCAGCAAAACUAGAGCUGGCUAAAAAAUUGUUCCUGUCUUUGUGUGUUAUAUAUUCUCAUAGGGUGAAACUGAAAAUAUUAUAGCUUUCUUAAUGUCAAGGAUUUGUGUCUCUUUAAGAAUUUUCAAAGUACACUUAUUAUAUAUUGAAAGUGGUAAAAGAUUUAUUGUAAUUGGAUGCCUUCUGAGUUUGAGAAUGUUUUGGAAAAUUGGGUUUUAAAUAAAAUGUGAAGAUUAUUGUUGUUUCAUGUUUUAUCAUGUUUGAUCUU
Messenger RNA from Brassica napus (rape), 744 nucleotides. RefSeq names its product mini zinc finger protein 2-like. Gene Ontology annotation, molecular function: transcription cis-regulatory region binding; DNA-binding transcription factor activity. Bases 180 to 476 code for a protein of 98 amino acids. Gene Ontology annotation, cellular component: nucleus. The record is from RefSeq and is a predicted model, not a curated record. The transcript has a single exon. Lineage: Eukaryota; Viridiplantae; Streptophyta; Magnoliopsida; Brassicales; Brassicaceae. Gene Ontology annotation, biological process: regulation of DNA-templated transcription; regulation of developmental process.